Molecule: messenger RNA, 765 nt
Organism: Penicillium cinerascens
Lineage: Eukaryota; Fungi; Ascomycota; Eurotiomycetes; Eurotiales; Aspergillaceae
Exons: 2
Coding region: 1-765 (254 amino acids)
Source: RefSeq, a predicted model, not a curated record
AUGUCUUCUUCCAUCUUACACCAAUGCCCGUCCUGUGGGCAUGUUUCUGAUAUCUCUCUUUCCCUCGCUGCGUUCAUCGAGAAUCCACACUGUGACCAGUGUGGCCUGUCUGCCUCGGAGAGCAAAGGCAAGCUGCAGGAUGAACUGGCUGCUUUGUUCGACCGACAGAUGACCAUGGCACAGCUUCCUUCCGCCCAGAAAGACCCGGUCUCCUUCAGUAUCUCCCAGCAUUACCACCACUCUUCCCACGUAGCACCUCCCCCGAAUCCAAACCCGAUCUUCCAGACAUUUCAGAGCGUCCAUGGUGUCUUAGGACGGCAUGGGAUUGACUCCAGCAUCUUCUCCUCCAGUCAGUUGGAACUCUUUCAACAUGCGGACGUGGAGCAACGACAGCGCUUGAUACAAACGUGGCAGCUCUACUCGCGGUUGGAACGGGCCCCGAUCGUGCCAUCUUGCCAAGAUAUACAAUCUUUCCCCGCAAACCCCGCCGAGGACCUCGAGAUGAACGAUCCGGUCGAUGCCGUUUCCGAGGAUCAUGGCGAGCUUGCAGAACCUUACAUGUUAUCGGGCUACGAGGCUGCUCCAUCGAAGGAGCCCACGACCGGGGUGCCCUACGCUUCGUCUACAGAUCCCGUAUACAACAGCCAACAGUGGUGGGAGCCGGCCCAAGUGGGACCGAUGGAGUCCCAGUACGGGGCAUUUGAGGAGAUGAACCGAUAUCAUGCGGCUCGUGGGAUGGUUCAGCCGCACUGGUGCCAAAAUUGA